This is a messenger RNA of Melampsora larici-populina 98AG31, 1401 nucleotides long. RefSeq lists its product as uncharacterized. The transcript has a single exon. Bases 1 to 1401 code for a protein of 466 amino acids. Lineage: Eukaryota; Fungi; Basidiomycota; Pucciniomycetes; Pucciniales; Melampsoraceae. The record is from RefSeq and is a predicted model, not a curated record.
AUGGAGGAGGUACUCCCGACACCGGCCCCAAGACGGGUCGACUCAUCGUCUUUCCAACAGCUAGAUAUUCCAACCAAUCCACGGCCAACUCUGCAAGCACACAUGCCAACACCCCACCCUCACACUCGCCAACCGAGAGUCGAACCUGAUCCACACAGACAUGUUGACGUCCAGUUCGAGCUGAGACGUGCCGGUCAAGGAACACGACCGACAGCGAGGCAGGACCCACCAGAUGAGUAUUACCAUCAAUUCAACACUCAUCGACAGUCCGUCCACUAUGAACAUCAAGGCCGUACACCCUCCCGUCUUGGAGACCACCAACGGACAAGAUUGCCUCCUCGCAACCCACCUCCAGCCCGUAAUCAACAAUGCUCUAACCAAAGGGAAAACGGAAGAUCACAAUCAGACCUAGAUGAAGAGGAACAAGUUAGAAGUUUCAUGAGUUCCAAGAAAGGGCGAUUCGUGCUGAGGAACGGAGAUGUGGUUGAAAACGGUAGACUCUUAAUCGCAGACGAAUCCAAAGAGAUGGAGAAAGGUCUAAACCAAAUGUCACCAGUGCUAACCCACUGGCUACGCACCUUCAAAUCGUAUAUCCCCCUCACGGCAUUCAACAAAAUCUUCCUUGCCGGCGACCAAGCAGAAUGGAGCCGCAGGAAAGCCCCAUCUGAGUCGAAGAUCGAGGACGGCAGCGCGUCACUAAGGGUCUACGGUGGCGCGCCACCGCCAGAUGAACUGCUAAUGCAAUUCGAAGAUUGGAUUGAUGUGAUGACGUUGUUCAUUAGAUACGUGACGGACGCAGGGUGGCAAACAUUACCCGAGCGAUUCGAAGGACACAGGAGAGUGGUGAUGGAAAUCCGCGAGCAUUACGGGUGGAUGAUCGCGUUGCGUUACUGCAUUAGGAUACGCCAGGGAGUGAUGCGGGACACAAUUGACGGAAAAAUCAAGAAUUUCAGUCACCUACAGUCAGCCAUCUUUGAAGAAGUCAAGAUUAUCGCAGACUCAAGACAAGAGAGAGCUUACAGGACGAACCCUUACGUCGAGAACGGCCCGCUAUCCCACAUGAACCCGAUGACGGGCCUUGCCAAGCCUUCCGCACUCCCAUCAUCCAAACGAACCGCGGCAGAGACGUUUCCAGCGAAGACGGUGAAGGCAGAACCUACAUCAGGGGACUGGAUCCCAUCCGCAAAGUGGCGAACCAUGUCAAAGGACGAGAAAACGGCAGCGAAGAGAGACCAGCAGAGAAGCUCACGAAGACGCGAUGAUGAUAGAGGUCGGGAGAAGGACCGUUAUUACGAAAGAUCAGAUUACUGUGAUCGGGGUAAAGAUUACCAAAAAAGGUCUCCUUCAAGGAGUCGUAGCCCCCGUGGAGGGAGAGGAAAGGGUAGAAACCGUAGAUCGUAA